Pseudomyrmex gracilis is the source of this 2780-nucleotide messenger RNA. Its product is annotated as G2/mitotic-specific cyclin-B-like. Gene Ontology annotation, molecular function: NAD+ poly-ADP-ribosyltransferase activity; protein serine/threonine kinase activator activity; kinase binding. Gene Ontology annotation, biological process: endoplasmic reticulum unfolded protein response. The transcript is spliced from 11 exons. The record is from RefSeq and is a predicted model, not a curated record. Bases 332 to 2662 code for a protein of 776 amino acids. NCBI's taxonomy places the organism in Eukaryota, Metazoa, Arthropoda, Insecta, Hymenoptera, Formicidae. Gene Ontology annotation, cellular component: membrane; nuclear envelope; endoplasmic reticulum tubular network.
AUUCCUAGACAAUUCGAGUUUUCUGUCCGGUGUGUGCAUUUCUUGUUUGCGUGUUCUUGUAAACAUGGUGAUAAUUUAAUCGUUUGCAAUAAUUUAUAAACACACAAGUAUGGAAGUAAAAACAAUUCGAGACAAUAGAAGAGACAAAGAACACGUUUGUCUCAUCAUGUGACUCGCAAAACGCGUAUCUCGCGUAAGAAGACACACUUAUGUGUAUUUACUCUUGCAACUUCAUAUAUUUUGGUUUCCAGACACAUGUUGCAUUACAAUUUUCCAAAACCAUAUGUAGCAUAUAUAUAUUGGGGAUACGAUAAAUAAAUAAUACCAAAAAAUGGCAUAUGCCGGUAAAGUGUCAAACAACGCAAGGGGUAGGCAGAACGAACAAUAUGAGUUUUCAGAGGAAAGCGAGGUCGUGGAUACGACCGGCUUAGACGUGUUGUACACGUCCAAGAUGGAUCGUGCGAGGACGACCGAUAAUAAUGAGAAUGUAGAAAAAAAGUUGCAGUCGCUGAAACAUUUGUUGGAGAAAGAUCCGAGAGCCGCCGAUUUGAAAUGGUCGUUUUUCGUGGCUGCGUCCAACACCUAUCGUUUCGACAGCUGUCUGAAACCAUUUCCACCUAUGUACAUUAAAAACGAGUGCAAGGAUAUUGAGGCUUUGAGACGAGCCAUAGAAUUAGUUCCUCCUUUGCCUGUGAUAUGUAAAGAACUCGGCAACGUCGGUGCUUAUGAGAAUUACGGUGAAGCGAUCGAUUUACUUUAUUGGGUACUGCUGAGACUGCGAGACCCGCACAUCAAGAGUGUGCAGAAAGAACAAUACGACUCGAUACUGAGAAAAGUGCCACAAGAGAUGCCGGCCACAUCGCCGAAUCUCAUAUUUCAAGUAGCAAGUACAAAGCAAUCGGCGGCGGAAGAAAAAUGGAAAUCCAGUGCCAAAGGUCAAUCGACGUUUUACGCGUAUCACGGCAGUCGUUUAGAAAAUUUUCACUCGAUCGUGCAUUACGGUUUGCAGCAGAAUAUGUGCAAAAGAUCGGAGUUUGGGAAAGGUAUAUACUUCUCGAGCGAAUUAGGUGUGAGCUUGCCUUACAGCCCGGUUGGUUACGGAUGGGGAGGUAGUCUGCUUGGAAGCGAGAUAAGCUGCAUAGCUCUGUGCGAAAUUAUCAAUCAUUCCGGAAUAAAGAAAGAAGACUCGAGAAGUGUCGCACAGAACACGUUGAACGAUUCGGUCAAUGGAAAAAUACCGGACAAGUACUUUGUAGUGACAAACAGCGAGUUGGUGAAGUUACGCUAUCUGUUGGUCUAUACUCAAGAUCUUCAAAUAACUAGCACUAUCGAAAGUUCGGGAUUGCUGGCGUGGUUUAAGCAACAUAAGCUGCUGACGUUCAUGUAUGUGAGUCAGGAAAAUAAUAUAAAAAACGUGAAAUCUGUGGUUCCUAAGCCGGAUAAAACAAAACGACCGGCGUUGGGUGAGAUAAGCAACAAAGUUAAUACAAUGAGGGGUGUCGAACCUUUGGAUAGGACUAGUUUGUUGCAAAACAAUACGAAGAAAGUUGGAAAGAUGCAGAAAAAAUUGCCAGUUAAAGCGAAAGAAAAAGCGGAAAUUGAAAAACCGGUUCAAGUGGUAAAGCCAGUUCAAGCAUCGACCAAGACAACGACAACAACAACGACAACAACAACUAGUAAAUCAGAAUCGAGUGAAUCUUCUAAUACAAAUCGUAUAGUUAAAACAACCAUUGUAGUGGGAGCUCCAUUUAAUCAAAAGAGAGAAAAUAGAAAAUCAUUUUCGACGGACCUAUUGAAGUUUGAGGAUAUUGACCAGAAAGACAACAACGACCCUAUUCUAGUUUCUUUUUAUGUCAAUGACAUACACGAGUAUUUAAGACAGUUAGAAAAACAAUUUCCUGUUAAGCAAGGAUACUUGGCAGGUCAGGAAGUCACUCCUAAGAUGAGAAGUGUACUGGUAGACUGGCUGGUAGACGUACAUCAACAGUUUCGAUUGAUGCAGGAGACGUUGUAUCUCACUGUCGCGAUUGUAGAUCGCUUCUUGCAGUCUUAUCGAACAAUAGAUAGAGAAGCAUUACAGCUGGUAGGUGUGACAGCUAUGUUUAUCGCCAGCAAAUACGAAGAAAUGUAUUCGCCCGACAUAAGCGACUUUGUAUAUAUUACGGACCAGGCCUAUACGAAAUCGGACAUAUUGAGAAUGGAAAUGCUCAUUGUGAAAGUCCUCGACUAUUCGUUUGGCCGACCACUGCCGAUACAUUUUCUUCGAAGAUACAGCAAGGCCGGAAAGGCGCAUCCUUUACAUCAUACAAUGGCCAAGUAUUUCCUAGAAGAGUGUCUGAUCUGCUACGAAAUGUGCCAUUAUCCGCCUAGUCUCAUUGCCGCAGCAGCGUUAUAUUUAGCAUUUUUAAUUAUUGGUAAUGAGGAAGAAGAUGAAGGUAAAGUGAUCUGGACAGAUACUCUAAUAUAUUACAGCACCUAUAAAAAAGACGAUGUAUUACCUGCGGUACGUGAAAUAGCUGGCAUGGUAGUUAAAGCGGAAGAAAGCAAGUAUCAGGCCGUAAGAAAGAAGUACGUUCAAGUGAAGCAUAUGAAAGUUAGUAUCCGGCCUGAGCUCAAGUCGCCGGUUAUGCUUGCACUUGCUACAAAAAGUAACGAGACAUAAGAUUGUAACAAAAUAGAAUACAUAACUUAUUUUUGACAUACAAUUGUAAUUUUUUUGAGACAUUUUCAAUAAGGCAUUUGCUGCGCUAAAAAUAUCCUGUCGGGGGAACAUAUCGAGU